This is a messenger RNA of Daldinia decipiens, 1080 nucleotides long. RefSeq lists its product as uncharacterized. The record is from RefSeq and is a predicted model, not a curated record. The transcript is spliced from 2 exons. Gene Ontology annotation, biological process: cytoplasmic translation. Gene Ontology annotation, cellular component: cytosol. Bases 1 to 1080 code for a protein of 359 amino acids. NCBI's taxonomy places the organism in Eukaryota, Fungi, Ascomycota, Sordariomycetes, Xylariales, Hypoxylaceae. Gene Ontology annotation, molecular function: metal ion binding; mRNA binding.
AUGCCUCCAAAGAAGAAAGAUGAGCCCAAGGGCAAAAAGCCUUCGGCUGCCAAGGUUGCCGAGGACAAGACCUUCGGUAUGAAAAAUAAGAAGGGUGCUGUUGCCCAAAAGCAUAUCAAGCAGAUCCAGGCGACAGCCAAAGCCGGAGGUAGCGCGGAAGAGAAAAAGAAGCAAGCUGAAAAGGAUGCUCGAGCCCGCGAGAAGAAGGCCGCCGAAGAUGCUAAGCGAGAAGCCGACCUACUACUCAACAAACCAGCACAGAUCCAGAAAGUUCCCUUCGGUGUCGAUCCUAAGACUGUCGUCUGUAUAUUUUUCAAGAAAGGCAAUUGCGAGAAGGGAAAGAAGUGCAAAUUCGCACAUGAUCUCUCAGUUGAACGAAAAACCGAAAAGAAGAACCUCUAUACCGACGGUCGGGGAGAAGAGGAAGAGAAGAAGAAGCAGGAGACGUCUGAAGACUGGGACGAGGAGAAGUUGCGAAAAGUUGUCCUUUCCAAGAAGGGCAACCAAGUCACUACCACCGACAAAGUCUGCAAAUUCUUCAUUGAAGCGAUUGAAGACGGAAAAUACGGUUGGUUCUGGACAUGUCCAAACGGAGGCGACAAAUGCAAGUAUAAGCACGCUCUUCCACCAGGUUUCGUGCUUAAGACGAAAGAACAACGCGCAGCCGAGAAGGCUCUCAUGGAUAAAUCUCCGCUCAAGACUCUAACCCUCGAGGAUUUCUUAGAGUCGGAAAGACACAAGCUUACCGGAACGCUCACGCCUGUCACUCCAGAAAGCUUUGCGAAAUGGAAGAAGGAUCGGUUAGACAAGAAGGCGGCCGAGGAACAGGCUCGCCAAGCCAAGGAAUCGACUGGUCGUGCCCUGUUCGAGAGUGGUAACUGGAGAUUCACAGAAGAAGACGAGUCCGAAGAAGAAGACGAGGAGGAUAGUGCCUGGAAUCUAGAAAGGCUAAGGCAAGAAACGCAGGCAAUCCGAGACAAGAAGGAAGCAGACCGGAUAGCGGCGGCCGCAGGAUACUCGGCCGACUCUACUCAACCCCCAGAUACCGGCGAUGGUACCCCUGUAACCGCAGGCGCCUGA